AGAGGAGGAGCCAGAUCCAAAGCUGAGUUGUGCUGGGCCAAGACUAGAAGAGGGCCAGGGAGAGGGCACUGCCAGGCCGGGGGCACUGCUGGGACAGGCAGGGCUGCCACCCAACCCCACCAUGAACGGGAGGAAGAGAGGGAGUCCCUCCCGAACCCACUCUAUGAUGUCCCUGUCUGUGCGGCCUCAGCGUCGGCUUCUCAGCGCUCGGAUCAGUAGGAGCCAGUCCUUCGCCGGGGUUGUCAGCACCCAGGAACGAGGGCCCAGGAGCCUGCCUGUCUUCAGUCCACCUAUACCCCCGCGCAAGCCUCCUGUAGUUUCGCGGGUCUCCAGAAUGUUCUCCAUGGCCCACAAGACCCCACCACCAAAGGUGCCACAGCCUGAGCGGCUGGACCAAGUGUACGAAGCACUCAAGAGGGGACUAACGGCCUAUCUGGAAGUCCAUCAGUUGGAGCAGGAGAAGCUGAACAUCCAGAUCCGUGAAUCCAAGAGGAAUUCCCGGCUGGGCUUUGUCUAUGAUCUUGACAAGCAAGUCAAAUCCGUUGAGCGCUUCCUGCGACGGCUUGAGUUUCACGCCAGCAAGAUCGAUGAGCUUUACGAAGGAUACUGCAUUCAGCGAAGACUUCGGGAUGGGGCCCAAAACAUGGUGCGGGCAUACAGCACGGGCUCCCCUGGGAGCAGGGAGGCCCGGGACAGCCUGGCAGAGGCUAGCAGGGGCCAUCGUGAGUACAUGGAGAGCAUGUGCCUCCUGGAGAGUGAGCUGGAGGGUCAGCUAGGGGAGUUCCACAUCAAAAUGAAAGGCCUGGCUGGCUUUGCCCGGCUUUGUGCUGGGGACCAGUAUGAGAUCUGCAUGAAGUACGGGCGGCAGCGCUGGAAGCUGCGAGGCCGCAUUGAGGGCAGCGGGAAGCAGGUGUGGGACAGUGAAGAGAUGGUCUUUCUGCCUCUGCUCACCGAGUUCCUCUCCAUCAAGGUGACGGAGCUGAAGAGCCUGGCAAACCACGUAGUGGUGGGCAGUGUGGCUUGUGAGACCAGGGAUCUAUUUGCGGCCCGACCGCAAGUGGUGGCUGUGGACAUCAAUGACCUGGGCACUAUCAAGCUCAGCUUAGAAGUCACCUGGAACCCCUUCGACAAAGACGACCAGCCUUCAGCUGCCAGCACAGUCACCAAGGCCUCCACGGUCAGCAAGCGCCUCUCCGCCUACAGCCAGAGCCCCCCUGACACUCCCUCCCUGAGAGAACAGGCCUUUUAUAACAUGCUGCGACGUCAGGAGGAGUUGGAGAACGGAGCAGCCUGGUCCCUGUCAUCUGAGUCAUCUGAUGACUCGUCCAGCCCCCAGCUCUCUGGGGCUGCUCGCCUGGCUCCACCUCCCCGGCCGCUGGUCCAGCAGGCUGCACCUCCUGCCAUCCAUAUUGCCUUCUCGCGGCCCGAGCCCAUCCAACCCAAGGGUCAAGGGGUUACCCCGGAGGAGGAAGAGGAAGAGGAAGAGUCUCCAAGCGCAGCUCCAGUCACCGGGAUGGCCAAUGGGCAUGCGCCCUACAGCCGGACACUGAGCCACAUCAGUGAAGUCAGCUUGGAUGCUGUACUGACCGACACCCACCUAGGAUUGGAGCCCAGCACCACUGAGAGCUUAGCCAGAGGGGAGCCAGACUGGGGCCCUGCUCUCGUGCACCAUGUUCCCUUACCCUUGGACCCUGCCCCCCUGCACACUGCCCCCUCUCACCCAGACCCUGCCACCCUGCACACCGCCUCCACUCACCCAAACCCUGCCCCCCAGCACACUGCCCCUUCUCACUCAGACUCUGCCCCCCUGCCCAACGCCCCCUCUCACUCAAACUCUGCCCCCCUGCCCAACGCCCCCUCUCACUCAGGCUGUGCCCCACUGACCACCACCCCCUCUCACCCAGAUUCUGCCCCACCCACUGCCCCCUCUCACUCAGGCUCUGCCCCCUCGCCCACCACCCCUUCUCACCCGGACCCUGCUCUCCCGACCACCUUCUCCUCUCACCCAGACCCUGCCCCCCUGACCACAGCCCCCUCUCACCCAGACCCUGCCCCCCUAACCACAGCCCCCUCUCACCCAGGCCCUGCCCCUCUGACUACUGCCCCCUCUCACCCAGACCCUGCCCCCCCGACGACUGCCCCCUCUCACCCAAGCCCUGCUCCCUCAAAGCCAGAUUCUGUCCCUCCGCAUGCAGGCCCUGUCCUCUCACUCUCAGAACCUGCUACCUUGAGCCUGGGCCCUACCUCUUCACCCCCAGGCCCCUCCAAACAUGAGUCUUCCCACUCAGACUCUGCUACUUUGCAUGCAAGCUCUGUUCCCUCAUACCCUGUCCCCUCAGAACCUACAGACACCUGCCGGGACCCCUCCCCCUUUCACCUAAAUCCUGCCCCCUCUCCCUGUCUCCCAGAGCCUGGCUUCUCCCUGUGCCUUGGGGCUCCAGGAGAGCAGGAGGAAGCUCAGGAGGCCGCUGUAGAGGCCGGAGCCCCCCUCCUCCCCAUUUCCCCUAGCGGGACAGCUGAGAAGGGGGUCAGAGAGGGCUUGGCUCCCAUUCCCUCCCCUUUCCAGGCGGGGCCAGUGUCCCCAGGAAGGACCCAGGCUGGGCCGGCGGACACCCCCCGGGUGAAACCUGCAGACUUAGGGCUGGAGGAGGCCCUGAGCACCCUGAGCUCAGCCCUGGAUGACUAUCGGGGCCAGUUCCCCGAGUUGCAGGGCCUAGAGCAGGAGGUCAAGCGGCUGGAAGGCAUUCUCAUGCAGAGACAGGGAACGUCCCGCAGCCGAGCCUCCAGCCUCAGCCUCACUGUGGAGCAUGCCUUGGAAAGUUUCAGUUUUCUCAACACCCCCGAUUCGGACUCUGAUGCUGACCUCAACACCGAGGAAGAUGGGCUGGGAGCCCCGGCGGACCCGCAGCUGAGUGUCUUGGGGCUUGGGCUUGAGGCCAGGGGUAGUGUCUGUGAGGAUGGGCCAGACCCCCGGACCCCCGACCCCCUCAGUACGGGCUGCGAGUCCCUGGACGUAGCCCUGGUUCUGCAUCUGCAGCAUUGCAGCCGACUCCUGCUGAAGCUGGGCACCUUCGGGCCACUGAGGUGCCGGGAAGCUUCGGCGCUGGAGCGGCUGCUGCGAGAGGCUCAGGUGCUAGAGCUUAUGUGCCAGCUCAGCGGGGGCCAGGCAACCGCAGCCACCUCAGCUCAGGAAGUGGUGCAGUUCUCCAUGCCGAGGCCUGGCUUCCUGCCCUUCUGGGAUGAGUGCGUGGAAGGCUCGGGACUAUUUGUCUGUCCUGCAGAGCGCCUCCUUCGCACCUUCUGCCACCAGCACGGUCCCCGCCUGGCUCCCCGCCAGCCAGGCCUGCCCGAAGCCGUGGGCAUGAAGCUGCUGGAGGAUGCACUAGGGGAGCGCCUGCCACGUCGGCCUAGCACAGGUCCUGGCCCCCAGAUCACCCUGUUCCAGUUCUGGAGCCACAUUGAGGCCCUGGGUCCCCCAUCUCUGGAGGCCUUUGCCACUGAAACUGCAGAGGAAGUGGUGUUGGUGCGUAAUCUUCUGUCGGAUGACCAGGCUGUGGUGCUGCGGGCCCUGCAGCGGGCACCGGAACAGCAACUCCAGAGAGAAGGGCUGCGGGCACUGAGCUCCCUGCUUGUCCAUGGCAAUGGCCGAGUGAUAGGUGCAGUGUCCAAUCAACUGCGCAGCCUGGCACUCGGCCCCAUCUUCCGCCACAGGGCUCUGCUGUGUUUCUUGGACCAACUAGAAGAUGAGGAGGCCCAGAUCCGUGUGGCUGGCUGUGUGGCUCUGGGCUGUCUCAGGGCCCCAGAGGGCAUUGAGCCGUUGGUGUAUCUGUGCCAAACUGACAAGGAGGCAGUGAGGGAAGCUGCCCGGCAGGGUCUCCUUCAGUGUGGAGAGGAUGGGAAGUCUGCGUACCGGCGGCUGGAGGAGUCGCUGGACACGCUGCCCAGGAUCUUCGGGCCGGGCAGCAUGGCCAGCACUGCAUUCUAAGCUUUGCUCCCCACUGCUUGCUGACCACUGUCCAUGGGCAUGGCACCAGGAUCGGGGGGCCCCCACUACUUGCGCCCUUUUUCCCCUGUUGCACAUCCUUCAGGACCAUGGUCUUACCCAUUGGCACCGCUCCCUGCCCAAGAGUCCCAGCUCCUGGAAGCUGGAAGGAGGCAGUACCUGCUGGGGAAGGCCAAGACCCAGGCUCCGGGGUUCCCUAACCUUAUACAGAUGUUCUCUAUGAUAUAAAUCUCUCUAAUAUAUUCUCCCAUGUCCCUUUGUCUCCAAGUGUCCCGUACAGGCCCACCGGGCCCGGGAUCCCCGGUCGCCCUUGCCUCGCCUCUAUCUCCACCCAACCCCUAUCCUCCACCCUGUCUGGUUUUGUAUUUUAUUUACGGAGUUUUGCAAAAAAUAAAAACAAAAAUCCCUUUCCUAUU
Molecule: messenger RNA, 4419 nt
Organism: Tachyglossus aculeatus (Australian echidna)
Lineage: Eukaryota; Metazoa; Chordata; Mammalia; Monotremata; Tachyglossidae
Gene: RIPOR1
Product: RHO family interacting cell polarization regulator 1
Exons: 22
Coding region: 122-3985 (1287 amino acids)
Source: RefSeq, a predicted model, not a curated record